GCUUCCGUUCGGGACGAUUCUAAAGGGCCAUUCGACGAUGCUCAUUCCCACAAAAGGAUCGGGUCCCGACUCGAUCCAAUGGCAUUUUGUCUCUUCGGGAGCUCCGGGCCAAUACCUUCCUCCGGAGAAAAUUUCUGACAGCCUGAAAUGGCAUAUUCUCGACCUUAGUGUGGAUGAGCUCCGAUCGAAGAGGGCGUUCUUGGGAUAUUGCAACGCAGCGUGGAUCCGCGCUGGGACUCGCGGCUCGGGGUUCGAACAGGUGGACUUGUCAGACGCCCAGCGACCCGGGACGACCCUACGCAUCAGUCGCGAAAUUACCCCGACUGCGGGUACUUCCGGCAUGGGAUUCUUUGGUGCUGGCGCGGGUGCCAAACUCAUCUUUUCCAAGGGCAUGCAUGCCCCCGUCACUGCCGAAGAAUCGUGUCUUGAGGACCGGAUGCUGAACUCGAAAGAUACCCCACUGCUGCUCUACGAUGUCGAGAAUAAAACAGGGUAUCUUGUCCCGGAGCUGUGCGCUGUGCUCACAAUUGCGCACGUCUGGGCCUCGAAGCAAGUGGAUCGAGAGCAGCUGCUGCGUCGCAUCCCGUUCACGCAGCUAUCUUGCAACGGUGGACAAGCCGCAUAUGACAAGAUCUUCGAGAACAAGACCAUCAAGCUACGCGAAGCCUUUGCAGACCAAAAGGAUCUCUUUCUAAUGACGAAGCUGAGUCAGUUAUUCCUCUCGCUCGAGAAACGCAAAGAGCAGCAACGCUUUUCCAAUGAUGCCACGCUGCCCUUUUUUUCCCACUCGCACGAGCUCCAUGGCUGGGAGCUCUUCGACAUUGCACUCUGCCAGCCUUCUUACCACAAACGUGUUAGACUCCUCAUUCGAGAAUCUGCGCCCUGGGACUACAUUGCACGCGAUAACAAGGACAUGCUGGUGCUUUUUCACAAGGGUCUGGCGGCGGCGAUUAAGCCCGCGCCUGGUACUGUCUGUUCUGCGUGGGAUCCUCUUCCCAGCGAGAAUGAGUACCUUCUGGCUAGUGUUCACUGCAUCCGGGCGCUGUCAAGGUUGAACGGAGGAGGUCUAUUUAUGCCCAAGAUGACAGGGAAGUUGGCGUUGAUGCCGGAUCAUGACGGCGGCCGGUUUAAGGCAUGCGACUCGCAUUGUUCUGGCCGGUGUGAGCGUGUUCUGGAGUUGGCGAAGAAGAAGACAGAACACCGGCGGCCUUUGCCUGAUGAUGGAGCGAUACUUCUAGGGCCGAAGUGUCGCUGUAAUUAAUGUGUUAAGGAGUGUAGGUGUUGUUCCUAUUGUCGGCUGUAUGGCAUUCUUUAUAUGUGAAGAUUACGUAUUGUCGCACUUGGAAUCUACAACAAAACAUUGAUAGUUG
Molecule: messenger RNA, 1370 nt
Organism: Aspergillus campestris IBT 28561
Lineage: Eukaryota; Fungi; Ascomycota; Eurotiomycetes; Eurotiales; Aspergillaceae
Exons: 1
Source: RefSeq, a predicted model, not a curated record